This is a messenger RNA of Culicoides brevitarsis, 841 nucleotides long. RefSeq names its product transcription factor BTF3 homolog 4 (gene bic). The record is from RefSeq and is a predicted model, not a curated record. The transcript has 2 exons. Lineage: Eukaryota; Metazoa; Arthropoda; Insecta; Diptera; Ceratopogonidae. Bases 97 to 591 code for a protein of 164 amino acids. Gene Ontology annotation, cellular component: cytosol; nascent polypeptide-associated complex.
UUCUUUUUCUCUCUCGCAACAACCGCAUGGUGCGAGGUUUUUUGCGUGCUCCUGCAGAAGUCUUAAUAAGAAAUACCAAAAACAGUAAUUAUCACGAUGAACGCUGAAAAAUUGAAAAAAUUGGGAGCUGAGGUUCGCAUCGGCGGCAAGGGAAUGCCCCGAAGAAAAAAGAAGAUUGUGCACACAAGCUCUGCCGUUGACGACAAGAAAUUGCAAUUGUCCUUGAAGAAAUUAGGCGUCAACACAAUUCCCGGCAUCGAGGAAGUCAACAUGAUCAAGAACGACGGUACCGUCAUUCACUUCAACAAUCCGAAAACACAGGCAUCCCUUGCCACAAACACUUUCGCUAUCACUGGACACAGCGAAACAAAGCAAAUUACCGAGAUGUUGCCCAACAUUUUGCAACAAUUGGGUCCCGAAAAGUUGACACAAUUGAAGAAAAUCGCAAGCAACUUUGCUACAACCUCAGCUGCUGGAAACGAUAACGAUGACGACGAUGUGCCAGAAUUGACUGAAAACUUUGACGAAGCAUCAAAAACUGAAGUAGAAGAAGUAACUGCAAAGGUAGCAGAGAUUCCAGUCUCUUCGUAAAUCACAAAACCGUCGCCAAUCCAAAAGUUUUCGCGUGUUUUAAAGGCAAACAACUCAGUUCUCUCGUACAUUUAUUAUUACAUUUACAUCAAAAUACACAUACUGUUCAGACAAACUAUACAGAAACAAAUAAAUCAAGUUAUUAGGUCAGCAACAUUUUUAAUUAUUUGUACACUUAUGGUACUUUAUUUAGACUUUAAAGAAUUCAAUUGAGAAUAAAAGGAAUGCUCAUGCAUCAAAAAACUUGUCA